This is a messenger RNA of Nilaparvata lugens (brown planthopper), 4208 nucleotides long. RefSeq names its product oocyte zinc finger protein XlCOF6. Gene Ontology annotation, cellular component: chromosome. Gene Ontology annotation, molecular function: chromatin insulator sequence binding. Gene Ontology annotation, biological process: regulation of transcription by RNA polymerase II. The record is from RefSeq and is a predicted model, not a curated record. The coding region runs from base 217 to 2292 and encodes 691 amino acids. Lineage: Eukaryota; Metazoa; Arthropoda; Insecta; Hemiptera; Delphacidae. The transcript has 6 exons.
ACAUUUCAACAACUCAUCGAUAUUCAGUAGCCUAUAAUGGUAAUCGAUAUUAUCAAAUAUCGAAAAGUAUCAAUAUCAAUAUUAUUUCAAGAUUGACAAAACUCGAUAUCAAAAGUCAGAACUUCAAAAUCAAAAAAUAGGCCUAACAGUUUGUUAAUUUGUUCUCAUUUUUUUCCGCAUCUUAAAAGUUUUGAAGUUUGCAAGUUUUUCAAGAAGAUGGCGGCCUUUGUUGUGAAGGAGGAGGAUGAAAGCAGCCAAGAAUCUGCUUCAGAGUGCAGCACUGGCUCUGUAUGGUCUUCAUGGUCUAAAAUUGAUAAUGACGUUGAUCAACCACAAGCAGACAUUGACUAUUCUCAAAAAAAUGUAUCAAAGGAGGCGGCGUGUAUGAAUCAAACUACUUUCCAAAGUAUGGAGUACCAAGUUUGUGGAAAAAUUGCAAAAGUUCUCGCUCACAGACUAGAAUAUGUUUCAACAACGUAUACACCACAAAUCGAAGUUCAGAUGGCAACAGUUGCAGUUAAGCAGGAGAAUGAUAGCAGCCAAUCAGAGUGCAGCUCUGAAUGGUCACCAAUCGAUACUGAUGAAGAUGAUGAUGAUUAUUAUUAUGAAUUCGAUGAAGAUGAUGAUGAUGAUAAUGAUGAUGGGGAUCAACAAAUAUUCAUCAAAGACGAAGCGAAUGACCUUCAAAAGGCAAAAGAAAGUUUGGAGGACGUUGAUUGCAGCUCAUCUGACCACGUUGAUGCAACAGAAGAAGGCGACAGUGCGCCGAACAUGCAUAACGCACAUGCUGUAAUGUCUCCUGCAAAAAAGUGCACUAAUGAUGUGGAGGCUGCACGUUACAGCUGUGCUAUCUGUAACUACAAAACUUCCCGGUUCUCUAAUUUGGAGGAUCACUUCAUAAAACACGAUGGAAAGAAAUCAUCGAAUCUUGAAUCAUCCAGUGAUUUCAAGAAACACUUGAAGAAACAUACCAGUAAAAUCCAUUUCCGUUGUGAGUUCUGUGAAUGUAAAUUUAGUAAGUGGAGUAAUUUUAAAAGUCAUCUCCAAACACAACAUGCAGAUGAAAAACCUUUCUGGUGUGAAUUCUGCACCUUCAGAUGCUCUCAUCCAAAAAAAUUGAAUGUACAUCGCAAAACACAUAAAGAUGGAACAUUUUUCAUUUGUAAAUUUUGUGAGUGUAAAUGCAAGAAUGCAAGUUUUUUAAAGAAACAUAUCAAAACACAACAUGCAGAUGAAAAACCUUUCUGUUGUGAAUUCUGCAACUACAAAUGCUCUCAUCCAAAAUAUUUGAAAGUACAUCUCAAAACACAUAACGAUAAAAAUCCUUUCAUUUGUGAAUUUUGUAGCGAUAAAUUCAGUAGUGUAUAUUUAUUGAAGAGCCAUCUCCGAACUCAACAUGCAGAUGAAAAGCCUUUCUGUUGUGAACUGUGCGACUACAGAUGCUCUGAUCCUAAAUAUUUGAAAUUACAUCGCAAAACACAUAAAGAUAAAAAUCUUUUCAUUUGUGAAUUUUGUGACCAUGAAUGCAAGAAUGGACAUUCAUUGAAGAGGCAUCUCCAAACACAACAUGCAGAUGAAAACCCUUUCUUUUGUAAAUUCUGCGCCUUCAAAUGCUCUGAUCCAAAUUAUUUAAAAGCACAUCUCAACACACAUAAAAAUGAAAAAUAUUUUAUUUGUGAAUUUUGUGAUAAAAAAUUCGAAAGUGCAAGGCUUUUAAAGAAGCAUCUCCAAUCACAUACAGGGGAAAAACCUUUAUGUUGUGAAUUGUGUGACUAUAAAUGCUCUGAUCCAAAAUAUUUGAAAAAUCAUGCUAGGAAACAUACGGGCGACUUAUUCAUUUGUGAAAUUUGUGGAUACAGAUGCUAUGCAUCAAGUUAUUUGAUAAAACAUCUCAGGAUUCAUUCAGACGAAAGACCUUUCAGUUGUGAAUUGUGUGACUUCAACUGCAAAGAUCCAUCGGCUUUGAGAAGACAUGUCGGAACACAUACAGACAAAAAACCUUUUAGCUGUGAACUGUGUGACUUCAAAACCUCUCAUCAAAAUUAUUUGAAUAAGCAUUUGAAAACACAUACAGGCGAAAAACAUUACAGCUGUAAACUCUGUGGCUAUAAAUUCAGGCGCUCAUGCCACUUGGCAGCUCAUAUGAGGACGCACACAGGUGAGAAGCCUUACAGCUGUAAACUCUGUGACUUCAGAUGCGUGCAGAUUGGUAGUAUCCAAUACCAUUUUCGCAAGCAUCAUAAAGACCAAGACUACAGUAAACUCUAUGACUAUAAAUGCUCUACAAAUUAGACUGGUUGUUUUCAUUAUCAUCUUUGCAGGGUACCAUAAAGAUGAAUAGAGGUUUGAAAGGAGAGUUCAUUGAAGAAUGAAUCAAUUAAUUUUACAGAUACUGAUUACGUUGAGGAGCUUUCUUCUCACCCACAUCCACAGAACUGAUGAUCUUGUGUAAAUGAUUUUGCCUUGAUAAGGCAUUAUAAAAUAUUAUACCUAAUUACACAUAUUAUUUCCAUAUAAAAAGUGUAAUGAAUCUCUUUUUUUAGCCAUAUAACAGUACAAACUAAGUAAAGAAGAGAAAGUACAAUACGACAAAAAUAGUAUUCUUCCAUACCUUGCCUGUUAGCUUACAAUUUUAUCAACAGAUUAAUUUAAAUCAUGAUUUUAUUUCAAUUCUAUGUAACACUGUAUGCUCUAAAAAAUGAAUUAAAAUGCUAUUUAUAGAUGUUAUUGCAUUGUAAUUCCAAUGUAACGAAUGAAAUCAUGUUCAAGCUUCUUGAAAAAUUUAGAUAUUGAAAAUAUUUUCAUUCACAUACCUGUUAAUAUAUUAAAAUCACUGACUUCAAGAAAUUUCCCUCCUCUCUAAAACUUGAUGACUGUUUUGUGUAAAGUAGGCUACUUAGCAAAAAUUAUUUUAUAGUGUUGUAUUUUUCUAAAUCUAAAAUGUAUUCUCUCUAAGCUCAAUUUCUUGUAGAUUACUUUAACAUCUAAACAUUUCCAAGUGCACAAGUUUUAUUUUCUUCCAACUACUUACCUAUAAUAAUAAUCUAGGCUGUAUAAAAUAAUGUAAGUUUAUCAAGAGUUUGGCUAGCUAUUACAUAGUACACAUCGAUUUUUGGACGUACGAUUUUUUGCCGUCUUUAUAAAUUCUAUUAGUACUUUCAUAAAAACUUUAGUAAUAUACAUUUUCAAUAAUGACACUUUUUUUAGAGAGAUUCAACACAGUCAUCUAACCAGAAACCAAACAAUGUCACGUUUAUUUAAUCCUACUAUUAUCAGUUUUCAAAGCCACAAUUCAUUUUACAUUUCCCAAUGCUUGUAUAGGAACCUUCCUCCAGAAAUAGUUGAGGCUGGGGCGGGCCGAAUCACUGUAGUGUUAAAGCGCAGAAUUUCUGAAUGGUUAAUGCAUGUUGGAUGGCAGAAUGCAGAGAAUCUAAUCAAAUCACCUUAUGUUUGAAAUUCAAAUUUUAAUUUGUUUUUCUUACCAAAUACAUUCUGCAAAAAGCCAUUCCGGCUGUUCUAGUGUGAUGAAAAUAAUAAUUAUUAAUAAAUUAUAAGAAUGGGUAUUAUAACAAGCCGAUUACCUCAUUUUCUUCCAAUGGAUCUAUCUUUUCUUCCUCCUUAAAUUUAAAUUGAUUGUUUAUAUGAUUAAUACUAAAAGUAUAUUGUAUAUGAUCUAUUUUUAUUUAAUUUACCGUAUGUUUCUUAUACUUAUAGCCCAAUAUUUUUUAUUGUAACACAGCUAAUUUUAAGAACUGCUCCCACACACGGACGUAAUAGUCUAUGUGGGUUCUAAUAUUCAUUUUAUAAUUGUACCAAAUUUUGGUAAUUGUGUUGUUAAAAUUGUAUGAUACGUGAAUAAAUAAAUUGAAAUUAUUAGAUUAAACAGAUUAUAUUUGUAAACUUCCGUCUAAUAUGAUAAAAUUUAUAAGGACGGCAAAAAAUCGAUGUUUGUGUAACUGGCUGUAGAAGUAAAGAGCAAUAUAUUCAUUUCAACAUUAUGUUAUGUAUAUGUGUAUCUGUGUAUGUGUAUAUGUAUCAUUUCAACACAAAAAUACAUUUUCUCUAGUUUUAGUUACUUGGAAGAUUCAUCUAACUGUUAUCAUUCACAAUUGCACUUGUUUGAUUUCCUGUAAGUGCCAUACUUAUAAUCUAGGCUGUCUAAAAUAUAAUGUUUAUGUUAGAAUAAAAUAGUUUUUGAUGAAAUUCAA